Molecule: messenger RNA, 1859 nt
Organism: Brassica napus (rape)
Lineage: Eukaryota; Viridiplantae; Streptophyta; Magnoliopsida; Brassicales; Brassicaceae
Product: NAC domain-containing protein 78-like
Exons: 6
Coding region: 116-1735 (539 amino acids)
Biological process (GO): regulation of DNA-templated transcription
Molecular function (GO): DNA binding
Source: RefSeq, a predicted model, not a curated record
AGUGAUCGUCUCUCUCUCUCUCUCUCUCUCAUUUCUCAUUUCUUUCUUCUGAAAACCCUAAUUUUCUCAAAUCUGAAUUAUCCAUAAAGCUUCGAGCUUUCUUGCUCACCGAUCAAUGGGUCGCGGCUCAGCAACCUCACUCGCUCCCGGGUUCCGUUUCCACCCAACAGACGAAGAACUCGUCCGCUACUACCUCAAGCGCAAGGUCUGCAACAAGCCCUUCAACUUCGACGCCAUCUCCGUCGCCGAUGUCUACAAAUCCGAGCCUUGGGACCUACCAGCUUUUGAUUCGAUUGUGUUUGUAGAUAAGUCGAAGCUUAAAGGCAGAGACUUGGAGUGGUACUUCUUCAGCAUGCUCGAUAAGAAGUACAGCAACGGCUCCAAGACGAAUCGUGCCACUGAGAGAGGCUAUUGGAAGACUACAGGGAAGGAUAGGGAGAUUCGUAACGGGACGAGAGCUGUAGGGAUGAAGAAGACGCUUGUUUAUCAUAAAGGUCGAGCUCCACGUGGCGAGAGGAGUAAUUGGGUUAUGCAUGAGUAUAGGCUUACUGAUGAUGAGUUGAAGAUUGCUGGUGCCCCACAAGAUGCGUUUGUGCUGUGUAGGGUGUUCCAGAAGAGUGGUACAGGGGAUAAGUACGGUGCUCCUUGUCUUGAGGAGGAGUGGGAAGAGGAUACAAUGACGUUUGCACCUGAACAAGAGGCUCUCAGUGAAGGAUUGGGCGUUGAUGAUGAUGUUUAUCUCGAGAAGCCUGAGAGUCUGGUGGUUUAUGAUGCCAUUCCUGUUCAGAGUAAUUACUGUCCUGGAGAAUCAAGCAAUAAUGUUGAGUCGGGAAACUGUGAAGACUCUGGAAAUAACAUUCCACCAGGGAACUAUGUUGUUGACUCUGAUGGUUACUUUGAACAAACUUUUGAGGAGGAUCAGAAGCCUAUUAUCCGGGACGGUAGCAUUCAGCCUUGUUCUCUGUUUCCGGAUGGUGUGCAAGAUGAGAAUGCGGUGAAUCUGGAAGCUUCCAACGAUAAUGUGUUUCUGGCUGAUACUUGCUACAGCGGCAUUCCUGUUGAUGAUGUUAACUAUAUGCCUGAGGAGCCAUUCAUCGAUCAUAGCAACAAUCUUCCACUCAGUGAUGGUCUCAGCGGUGGUUUACAAGAUGAUUUUAACUUUGAGGACUAUCUUAACUUCUUUGACGAUGAGGAUGCUCAGAAUUUGUCUCUUGAUGUUUCUCAAUUGUUGGGAUCUGAAGACCCUCUUCCUAACCAAGAAGGGCUCGACCAUAAGCAGUCUUCCCCUGAAGAACUGGAGGAGGUGGUGGAUAAAAAGGAAAGUGGCGAAGGAUCUUCCUCAAAACAAGAUGCAGAUGUGACGGACUUCGAUUCAGCUUCAAAGCACCCUUUCCUCAAAAAGGCCAGCCACAUGUUUGCUCCACCUUCAUUUACUUCUUCCCAGUUCCAAACAAAGGACGCUGCAAUCAGGCUACACGCAGCGCAAUCUUCAGGUUCGGUUCACGUUACUGCAGGUAUGAUCAGAAUAUCAAACAUGACAACUCUAGCAGCGGAUAGCAGUAUGGGCUGGUCAUAUGACAAGAACGGUAACCUCAACAUAGUCCUGUCUCUCGGCUUGGUCCAAAGCAAGACCGGAGGAAUUACAACAACAAGAGCUAUGUUGAUCUUCAUGUGUUUUUGGAUUCUCUUACUUUAUGUUAGCUUCAAAAUAGGAACCAUAGUCUCUGCUCGGUAAUAACAUCAAAAGUUGAAUCGUAUGGGGAAAAACUGUUCUAAGUGUUUGUACCUCUCUAAUUAUGUAGACUUCCGUCUGGCAGUGCUUUGCUGCCCAAUAGCUUGAGUUCUCUUUACAGUUUCUA